UAUAGCGGUAAACAAGCCAGCUGAUCAAAGUUCAACGGCCAUGAGUGGCAUCGCACAGCAAGCAGUUGAUGGAAAUACGAGUGGAUACUGGAAUCUAUCCUGCUCUCACACGGAUGAAGGCCCAAACCUGUGGUGGUCUGUAGAUCUGGAAAUAACCGCUUAUGUUACCAGCAUCAUCAUAACAAACCGAGGCGACUGCUGUGGCGAACGUCUGUCUGACUUCACACUGCACGUGCAGGAUGACGUUUCACAGUUACGUGACAGCGACACGGUGUGUAACGGAGCAGAAUCGUUUGGAGCUGCAGUUACGAGAGAGUUUGUCUGUCAACAGAAUGUGAUUGGUCGUUACGUCAACGUCACCAAGACAAGCACAUCGGCAUUGACGCUUUGCGAAGUAGACGUAUGUGGAACAGAAUCCCCAAUAGUGUCAUGUGGGGUGAAGGGUUUCCUCGCUGUUGCUGGGAGGUGCAUCAGAUUACACUACGAGGAAGCUGACUGGAAGACGGCGAACUCCACCUGCCAAUCAGAGGGAUCCAGCCUUGUGAAGAUCGAGACUAACUCCUCCAACAGAGCCAUCAAAACAUUUCUACAGACACACGAUAUUCUCAUGAGUCACAGUUAUUACAUAGGAGGGUGGUGGUCGAGCGAUGACGCCAGGUAUACCUGGGGGGAUGGCACACCGAUAGAGUUUACUGCUGGAUGGCAGACAGGACACCCACAAGAACCAGAGGACGGGAGAUGUGUGGUUCUGGACAACACUUCAAACAUGUCCUGGAAGGACAGCCCGUGUGGAAAUCUGCUGUGGUUUAUCUGUGAACUGAAAUAACAUGUGAUCGCUGACAUUUGAAAACCAUAAUAGAAUAAUAGCUAUUGGUUUACUUAUUAAUUAAAAUAACAUGUGGUUGUAACAUUUGAGAACUGGAAUCUAAUACUAGAUAUUGGUUUACUUAUUAAUUAAAAUAACAUGUGGUUGUAACAUUUGAGAACUGGAAUCUAAUACUAGAUAUUUGUUUACUUAUUGAUUAAAAUAACAUGUGGUUGUAACAUUUGAGAACUGGAAUCUAAUACUAGAUAUUGGUUUACUUAUUGAUUAAAAUAACAUGUGAUUGUAACAUUUGAGAACUGGAAUCUAAUACUAUAUAUUGGUUUACUUAUUAAUUAAAAUAACAUGUGGUUGGUGACAUUUGAGAACUGGAAUCUAAUACUAGAUAUUGCUUUACUUAUUAAUUAAAAUAACAUGUGGUUGGGACAUUUGAGAACUGGAAUCUAAUACUAUGUAUUGGAUUACUUAUUAAUUAAAAUAGCAUGUGGUUGUAACAUUUGAGAACUGGAAUCUAAUACUAGAUAUUGGUUUACUUAUUGAUUAAAAUAACAUGUGGUUGUAACAUUUGAGAACUGGAAUCUAAUACUAGAUAUUGGUUUACUUAUUGAUUAAAAUAACAUGUGGUUGUAACAUUUGAGAACUGGAAUCUAAUACUAGAUAUUGGUUUACUUAUUGAUUAAAAUAACAUGUGGUUGUAACAUUUGAGAACUGGAAUAUAAUACUAGAUAUUGGUUUACUUAUUGAUUAAAAUAACAUGUGGUUGUAACAUUUGAGAACUGGAAUAUAAUACUAGAUAUUGGUUUACUUAUUGAUUAAAAUAACAUGUGAUUGGUGACAUUUGAGAACCAGAAAACCAUAAUAGCUAUUGGUAUACUUAUUAAUUAAAAUAACAUGUGAUUGGCGACAUUUGAAAACCAGAAAACCAUAAUAGCUAUUGGUAUACUUAUUAAUUAAAAUAACGUAUGAUUGGUGACAUUUGAGAACUGGAAUCUAAUACUAACUAUUGGUUUACUUAUUAAUUACAAUAAGAUGUGAUUGUGUCAUUUGAGAACUGGACUCUAAUACUAUAUAUUGGUUUACUUAUUAAUGAAAAUAACAUGUGAUUGGUGACAUUUGAGAACUAAAAUCUAAUACUAGCUAUUAGUUUACUUAUUUAUUAAAAUAACUGGAAUCUAAUACUGCAUAAGCACGAACAUAAAUUGAAAUUGAAAUGAAAGGUUGGAUCGAUAGGUAGUAAUAAACUGGGAAAUUUACUUCGUGGAUGCCGAAUACCACAUAAUACAUUUGAGACGUUCUGAAUAGUCGUUAAGCAAUGUAUUAUUUCACUACUUCGUAAAGAAGAUUGUAGUCGUUAGAGGGACACUUAUGUAUACGGACUGAUAAAAAACCCUGUUCGCUCGGUGGCGAACGAAAACCUGUUUACAAUCAGAUGUGACCUCGUUUAAUGUAGCAGUGAUCUUCGCUGAUUCAUUCAUGACAACUUAUUUUAGGUCAUAUAUCCAAUUAAGGUUCAAGCACGAAGUCCUGAGCAUACACCUCAGCUAUCUGGGCUGUCUGUCCAAGACAGUGGGUUAGUUGUUAGUUGCUUAGUGGUUAGUGAGAGAGAAGAAGGUAUAGUGGCCUUAAGAACUCGCUCUGGGUGGGAGCCGGUACCGGGCUGCGAACCCUGUACCUACCAGCCUGUAGUCCGAUGGCUUAACCACUGCGCCACCAAUGUCGGUUCUUCACUGAUGCCUCGUUUACAGAUUUUCGCGAUUGCACGUUGGUAUUAUUAACUAUGGACAAUAACUCCUGUAGACUAUUGUCGAGUUUUGCACGCAUACGUUCCUCAUAUUCGUUACACCAUUUGACAUGGAUAAAAGAACACACUUGACCGCUGGGGUGGGUGUGGGUGUACUUUGUCAAAUUGAAUAUAUAGAGAAUAAUACAAGAGUGUCCGUUAGAUACCAUUUACAGAAUGUACCUCACAACGAGUUCUAAAAUGUAUCUAAUGAGUGAAAGCGAGUUUGAUACGUUUUUAAACAACGAGUUGUGAUAUAAAUGGUAUCUAACGAACACGAAUAUAUUAUUCUAUUUCUUACAUAUCCUCAAAGCCAGGUUUUAAGCAAAUGUCGACUUUCGACUAAAAGAUAUACCUUUGCACGUGUAGCUGACUUACGCGUCACAGACACACGACUGUCAGGUUAACUAUACGUCACACGGUAAUCUACGGAUUUCAUUCGUGUUGGUUUUCAUUGGAUAUAUGACACUGGUGACCUGGUCACCACCUAGGAGCAGCCAGUCUUGAAAUUGUUGACACACGUACGCGUGUAAACAUCGUAUGUGUUAUCAUAAAUCAUGAAGGUGUUCUCACCAACUGGUGUGUAAACAUCGUAUGUGUUAUCUUAAAUCAUGAAGGUGUUCUCACCAAAUGGUGUGUAAGAAAAUGCAUUUACGUUGUAUAUUAAAUAUACAAUUUAGAACUGGUGGCUAGACUUUUUAACUGCAGUAAUGUUAUCAUUCUGUUUUAUCUCUGUUGUAAGUAUAACUGUUUUUUGUUUUUAUUAGCAAUAUUUACCAUUGAAAUUCACCGAUGUGAGAAUACAAACGUUGCAAUACAGAUAGUAUUUCUUUUCUGUUUUUCUUCAUUUUGUAUGGUUUAUAAAUGUAAUAAUUAAAAAAAAAACCUGUUAUGGUUGCUGUCAGUCUAGGUUAUAGAAGAGGGAUUAAAUACGGGAAUCAAGAUAAUAAGUAUAAAUAAAUAAAUAAAUAAAUAAAUAAACUAAUAAUAAUAAUAAUUUAAAAAAUAUAUAAAAAAGAAACAAAACAGAAAAGACUUCACACACACACAUACACACACA
Messenger RNA from Gigantopelta aegis, 3663 nucleotides. RefSeq names its product lithostathine-1-beta-like. Bases 41 to 826 code for a protein of 261 amino acids. The transcript is spliced from 4 exons. Lineage: Eukaryota; Metazoa; Mollusca; Gastropoda; Neomphalida; Peltospiridae. The record is from RefSeq and is a predicted model, not a curated record.